AUGGUGUUGGCUCUACGGCAGCACUGCUGCCUCGAUAGGGAGUCCCCGCAGUGGAAGGAGACCUGCCGGCAGCACAGCCUGGAGAGAUACCCGUCCAAACGACUCUGGGACUACCUAGAACACCCCAGCCGGCCCCAGGGCAACCAGGGGGGCUGCCGCCUGGGUGUUUGGGACAGUCAGGGGGGCUGGCUCCGCCAGCCUUUCCACUGCCCAGAGUACUGGGUCAACCAGCCCGGCUUCGGUGGUGCCAUAGAACCAACAAUGGAUUCUUUGCCGUCUCUUUCUGGCAGAGAGAAAGAAGCUUCCGUGCAGCCUGAUCGGUGUGGAAAGAGUUUAGCUUCGAGUUCGCAGCUUACUAAACAUCGACGUGUCCACACUGGGGAGAAACCCUAUAAAUGCUUGGAUUGUGGAAAGAGCUUUGCUUGGAAUUCACAGCUUAUUAUCCAUCAACGUCUCCACACUGGGGAGAAACCAUAUAAAUGUCUGCAGUGUGCAGAAAGCUUUGCUUCAAGUAGGCAGCUUACUGCACAUCAACAUAUCCACGCUGGAGAGAAGCCAUGUAAAUGUCUGCAGUGUGGAAAGAGCUUUGCUUGGUCUUCACAGCUUAUUCAACAUCAACAGAUCCACACUGGGGAGAAACCAUAUAAAUGCUUGCAGUGUGGAAAGAGCUUUGCUUCAAGUUCAAACCUAACUAAACAUCAACGAGUCCACACUGGGGAGAAACCAUAUACAUGCUUGCAGUGCGGAAAGAGCUUUCGUUGGAAUUCACAGCUUAUUAUCCAUCAACGUAUCCACACUGGGGAGAAACCAUAUAAAUGCUCAGAUUGUGAUAAGAGCUUUGCUUCAAGUUCACACCUUACUCAACAUCAACGUAUCCACACUGAGGAGAAACCAUAUAAAUGCUUGGAAUGUGGAAAGAGCUUUGCUUCGCAUUCACAGUUUACUAAACAUCAACAUGCCCACACUGUGGAGAAACCAUAUAAAUGCUUGGAUUGUGGGAAGAGCUUUGCUUGGAAUUCACAGCUUACCAAACAUCAGCGUGUCCACACUGGGGAG
Euleptes europaea (tarantolino) is the source of this 1056-nucleotide messenger RNA. RefSeq names its product zinc finger protein 239-like. The annotation marks the transcript as partial. Gene Ontology annotation, biological process: regulation of cytokine production; regulation of immune system process; negative regulation of transcription by RNA polymerase II. The record is from RefSeq and is a predicted model, not a curated record. The transcript is spliced from 4 exons. Lineage: Eukaryota; Metazoa; Chordata; Lepidosauria; Squamata; Sphaerodactylidae.